This is a messenger RNA of Engraulis encrasicolus (European anchovy), 3647 nucleotides long. It is a transcript of the gene chst14, whose product is annotated as carbohydrate (N-acetylgalactosamine 4-0) sulfotransferase 14. The transcript is spliced from 3 exons. Bases 153 to 1283 code for a protein of 376 amino acids. Gene Ontology annotation, molecular function: sulfotransferase activity. Lineage: Eukaryota; Metazoa; Chordata; Actinopteri; Clupeiformes; Engraulidae. The record is from RefSeq and is a predicted model, not a curated record. Gene Ontology annotation, cellular component: membrane. Gene Ontology annotation, biological process: dermatan sulfate proteoglycan metabolic process; carbohydrate biosynthetic process.
UUUCUCCUGAAAACCCAUCGAAAUGCAUCGAGAAAGUUGGCCGCCGGAGUAAACGCUAUGGAACAGUUAUAGGCCAAUAAUCGCCUUCCUUUGUUUUGUUAAAAAAAAAAAAAAGACGGUGUGUUGGGAUACCACCAUAGACGCUAACCAAAAUGCCCGUGCGUAAGCAGGAGUUUGCGAAAAAGGGGGUCGGCAGUACAGCGGUGGUAAACUUCAGACCUGUGGUAAGUGCGACGUCGUCUCAGCGCAGGGGUUCGGCGGUUUUGCCAUCAGUCUUGACGUUCGCCGUUAUCGUGGCGUCUGGGGGCCUUCUCUUGAUGAUAGAGAAAGGAAUGCUGAAUAACAUGGAGACCCCGCCACCCCGGGGAAACGGCAAGAAUGCGAACUAUCUCCAACAAGUGAGGCAUCCUGACGCAUCUGUGGACGUGGACUCUCAAAUCCUGCAGGAGAUCCGGAACCGUACCAUCCGGGCCAUGUGUAGCCAGAAGAACAUGCCCCACAGCGUGUGGUCUCUGACGCCGCUGCAGCGCAAGACGCUCCUGGGCCACAUCCUGGUGAACGAGGAGCACCGCUUCCUCUACUGCUACGUGCCCAAGGUGGCCUGCUCCAACUGGAAACGCAUGCUCAAGGUGAUGAGCGGCGCGCUUCCCGGUGUGGACGCCAAGGGCAAGAUGGACCACCGCGCCGACCUGCUCUUCCUGUCCGACAUGCAGCCCGAGCAGAUCCGCUACCGCCUGCGCCACUACUACAAGUUCAUGUUCGUGCGCGAGCCCAUGACGCGCCUGCUCUCCGCCUACCGCAACAAGUUCGGCGAGAUCGAGUCCUACCAGAGGAAGUACGGUGUGGAGAUCGUGCGGCGCUACCGCAAAGGAGCGGCCCGCGGCGCCAAGUCCAAGGACAAGGACGCCGUCAAGGGCGAUGACGUGACCUUUGCCGAGUUCGUGCGCUACCUGCUGGACGAGGAUGCCGAGCGCAUGAACGAGCAUUGGAUGCCCAUGUACAACCUGUGCCAGCCCUGCGCCGUGCCCUACGACUUCAUCGGCUCCUACGAGAGCCUGGAGUCCGACGCGGCGCACGUGCUGGAGAGGGUGGGCGCGCCGCCGCACCUGCGCUUCCCCGAGCGGCAGGCCUGGUACAAGCCCGUCACCAAGGAGACGUUACACUACUACCUGUGCAGCGUGCCGCAGAAGCUACUGAGGGAACUCCUGCCCAAGUACAUCCUGGACUUCUCGCUCUUUGGAUACCCCCUGCCCAACACCACAGCGGAGCACUGCAGACACUGAAGAAGGAAGAGGACGUACAGUAGAAUAUAGGAGGACAACAGACCUGCUCAGAAGGUUGACUUUUUCAGGUGGUGCUUGACUAUGGGACUCUAAACACCGCCUACUGUUAUUAUUUUUGUGUUAAAAAAUGAUUUUUGGAAGCAGGGGGAUGGGGGUACAGGAGGAGGACAGACUUGUUUAAAAGUUUGAUCUUUGCAGGACUUUUGGAAGUCUAAUAGGAUGUGGUUUGGAUAAGGUUGAAACCACUAGGUGAACAGGGACUAAAGCAGUCAGACAGAACGGAAAGGAGAGAAGCGGCAUCUCUGAUGCUAGGCCACGGUCCAACUCAUUUGCAUGGUCUGCGGAUCUGGAAAGCUGACAGCUUUGGCCGGGCUCAGGGCAAAGCCAUCUGGAAGUCCCUCACCUCAAUACAUACAAUGUUAUGGGGACCCAAUUCUGGGCCCAAGACAACUAACCCCUUUGUCACCCCUUGUCAGCUUUCUUCCUGUGGAUUUGGCAAAGACAGAUGGUAGUCUGCCUGUGCCCUGCCAUGUCCUGUGUGCUGUGUCAUGAAUAUUGUUUUUUUGGGGGUUAAAUGAGUUGUAAAACCCCCCUUUAAACUUGACCCUCUCGAGAGUUUCAAUUCAAAUUUCAGUUGUUUUUAUUCAGUACUCCCUGUCAUAAAUUUGCUCUAUUAAUGCUGAAUGGGAAUCCAGUCACUGUCCAACCUUCAAAUCAAUGCAAAUCAAUGGACCUAGAUUCAUAAACCACCUAUCUUAAAUGUUACUUCAGUUCACAGCUUUUGGGGAUCAAAUAACCAGGGGCGGUUCUAAGGGGUGGCAGGGGGUGGCAUUUGCCCCCCCAGAAAUAUGAUUUGCCACCCCAAUUAAGAGCCCUGAUUGUGACCAAUAGCCUUAAUGCUUGACAUCAUUUCAGACAUUGAACUUUAGGUUGCAGGGUUUCACUUUAAGGGAUUCACUGUAUCACAUAAGUGUGUGUGUCGAUUAUAUAGUGUUUAUAAUUUUCCCUUAGUGUAGGAGCAUGCCCCCCUGAAAUACACUUCGCCACCCCUUUGCCACCCCAAGAAUAAAUGUCUGGAACCGCCCCUGCAACCAACAUGUUUUUAUGUGUGUUUUACAACUACAUGCAGACUGUCAACUGUUCCUGCUACUUCAACAUUCAAAACAAAAUGCAAUGGAAUUGCCCUCCCCACUUUUGAUUGACAUUAGGCACUUAUUGACAGAUUGUUGUCAGACAUGGUUGUCUUGUAAGUGCAAUAAUGACCCCAGAACAACUAGGCCAGCUGCAGAUGCAGAGUGAUCACCACUUUGGAAUUUGCAUCACCGGGUCUGGCUCCAAAAUGUCAGAUUUGCUGAACAAAAAUGCUCUUAUCUUAUUUCAAGAAGUGAACAGAAAUCAGAGGGCAAUGCCAUGCAAUAUGGCUCACGGCAGUUGGAAUGACCCAUCCUUCACCUGUUUUUGAUCCAGAUACUUGGACUGAACUGUUGAGCAGCAACUCCUCUGACAACUAAGCUCUACAUGAAAACUGUAGCUGAUCUCAGUUGCAGCUGACCUGCAGCAGAUAGAAGAAGCACUUUUCUCUGGCUGGCUACAGGGAAUAGAGAAUAAUCUGAGACUAUGGACACUUGACUAUGGAGACUCGACACCUCUUUUUGAGGAUCAUCAUUGACUGCGACAAUCUUGGAAUUUAACAUGUCUGUCUGAGAUAAGACUGUGGCCAGUUGGCCAAUCUCAUCAAUUUCUGUCCUUCCUUAUUUAAUGUAACACCACCACCAUGGACCUUUUCCCCUCCCUGCAUCUGCUGUGGGCAGUGCGAUGUAGUACUGUAUGCUACAGUAGUUCUCAAAGUGGGGGUUGGGGGUGUGGAGAUAUUGCACUGGGGUCGACGGGAGAUGGGACUGUUUGCAUAGAACCUUGAAUGCCUUCAUGAAUUCCAUCUAUUGGUUAGUAACAUUCACUUGUAUGGUAACUAAAUGUGAAUUUCCAGAUUAAAUAGUAGCCAUUUCAAGGGACACAAAAUGUUUGGAAUAAGGGGGUGGAGGAGUCAUGAAUGAAAGUGUCCAAAAGGGGUCCCUGCAGAAAUAAUUGGGAACCAGAACCACUGCAGUAUACACUCUACAGUCCAGACAUCUCUGUUGCCAGUUGGUACCCAACAUACACUAUGCUCUGUCAGUCACUAACACACACAGACAAAACACAACACAACAAACACAUUCCCAAUAAAGCUCAUCAACCGAAUCUGUGCCGAGUUUAUUGAAGCUGAUUUAAAGCAUUACUCAAGAACUGCAACAAAGAAGUGUUUCUUUGGCAUACAUCGGUGUUUGCGGUAGGAAAAGAAAAUAAGAUCCUCAAUAUUCUGGGACA